Molecule: messenger RNA, 624 nt
Organism: Rotaria sordida
Lineage: Eukaryota; Metazoa; Rotifera; Eurotatoria; Philodinida; Philodinidae
Source: the annotation of a GenBank genome assembly
AUGUUAUCUCGAGUUAAAUCUGUCAGUGUAGAAUUACAAAAAGCUGAUUUUAUAGGAGCAUCUGCAGACAAUAUUCAAUUAAUUCGAGCAAAUUUAAGUCAAUCAACUAUAAAUAAUGAACAAAUAAGUCAAGAUUUAUUUGUUUAUAAUACAAUUUUACCUAAUGGUACUUAUGCACGAAAUAAAACAUUUAUUAAAAAUGGAGAUAAUAAACAAGGUUUAAAUCAAUGGAAUAUCACAUCAGGAAUAAUUGAAGUCAAAGAUUCUUGUUUUAUAGAUAAAAAUAAUUCAACUAUGAUUCAACGUAUAAAUACAACAGAUGCAAGACUUUAUAGUUCUUAUCCAUCAUUUAUCUAUUGUUUAUCUUUUCUCGUCCAUGGACAAGAAAAUCUAGUGAUUCAAAUAAUUCAAUCGAAUCAAAAACGAGUCAUUAUUGGUGUAAAUAAUAUUAGUCAAAUAAUAUCAUCUUCCUGCAACAGAAUUUCUACAAGCUCAUUGAAUUUUUGUUAUUGGUCAUAUUGUAAAGAUUCAAUUGCUGAAACUGAUUAUAUUGAUCUAAAAUUUAUUUUUGGAUAUAUCAAUGAUUCAACAAAUAUUAUAGCUGUGAAAGAACAAAUGUUUUGA